UCGUUUCGUUUCUCAAUACUUGCGUCAUUCGCAAAACAUUUUCUCAGAAAUACCAAUUUGUCUUAUUGUACACACAUUCUAAAGUAGUCUGACGCAACGUUUCUGAUAAAUCGUAUUGACAGCCACAGAGUGCGAGACUAUAUAGGUAGCCUACCUCUCGCAGCUUCUGUUAGAACUCCUGGAAGUCUUGUGGAAUUGACGAGACAGGGCAAGUCUGCUGAAAGUUUAAACUGACAUUCAGUAGCUUUAUAUUCACCGUUGUAAUUUGGGUGUGGUGUAGCGUGGUCAACUGGUCAAGCUAAACCAUGUCCGAAACAGAGGUCGCUAGAGAUUUAGGGGCUGCCAAAAUUGGAGAUGGACCAACGACGGACAGCAAAGAGGACCAGCAAGAAGACGUUGUUGAUCCGUGGAAUGUUCACAGUUCGUCAGAUACAGGGAUUGAUUACGAUAAAUUGAUUGUUCGGUUUGGAAGUUCUAAAAUAGACAGAGAGCUGAUUGAUCGCAUGGAAGCUAUCAUUAAGCAGCCUGUGCAUCACUUCAUUCGCAGAGGUCUGUUCUUCUCACACAGAGAUAUGCACACUAUCCUCACUGCAUAUGAGAAUAAAACACCAUUUUAUCUUUACACUGGUCGUGGACCAUCAUCUGAAGCAAUGCAUCUUGGUCAUCUUAUCCCAUUCAUUUUCACAAAAUGGCUGCAGGAUGUCUUUGAUGUACCACUGGUCAUCCAGAUGACAGAUGAUGAGAAGUUCCUGUGGAAGGAUCUAUCUGUGGAUGAAACACAUCGCUUAGCAUAUGAAAAUGCAAAAGACAUAAUUGCUUGUGGCUUUGACGAGGACAAGACAUUCAUCUUUUCAGACUAUGAUUACAUUGGCUCAAGCACAGAUUUCUACAAGACCAUGUGCCGCAUCCAGAAGUGUGUCACUUUUAAUCAGGUCAAAGGCAUUUUUGGCUUUGAUGAGAGCACUAGCAUUGGCAAGAUUGCUUUUCCUGCAAUACAAGCUGCUCCAAGCUUCAGCUGUGCUUUCCCACAAAUCUUUGGUGGCCGACAGAUACCUUGUCUCAUCCCCUGUGCUAUUGAUCAGGAUCCUUAUUUUCGAAUGACUCGUGAUGUAGCACCACGUCUUGGCUUGUCAAAACCAGCACUUCUCCAUUCAAAGUUUUUUCCUGCAUUGCAAGGUGCUCGUAGCAAGAUGAGUGCUAGUGAUCCAAACUCAUCUGUCUUUUUGACAGAUACACCCAAACAGAUUAAAACAAAGAUCAACAAGUAUGCAUUCUCAGGGGGUCGUGAUACUCUAGAGGAGCAUCGUCAGCUAGGGGGUAACUGCGAUGUGGAUGUUUCUUUCCAGUAUCUCACAUUCUUUCUAGAAGACGAUGAAAAACUUGAAAAAAUACGACAGGAUUACAGCAGUGGUGAACUGCUGACUGGACAUCUGAAGCAAGAGCUGAUUGGUGUUCUCCAGAAAAUAGUAGCAGAGCAUCAAGCACGAAGAUCGCAGGUUACAGAAGAGGUUGUGAAGCGGUUCAUGAAGCCAAGGAAACUAAAAUACAACUACUGAGUCUAUUGACAGUUCUAUGUUGAUGCUUUUCUGAAACCAGCAACUGAAAGAGACAUCUCAGAAACUGAGAAAGUUACCACUUUUGGGAGUCACUUCAGAAUGUACAAUUCAGUAGUCUUUUUUGUUAAGUUUAUUCACCACUUGCCAUGUGGACAGAUUGGUUCAAAGAAAUGGUCUGUUUUUGAGCAACACUUGCUAGAGAAAAAGAUUAAAUGUUUAUGUAUAGAGUGCUUUAUUCCACCUACAAGGUGCCUACGUGAAGUUGUACGAGCACAAAAAACAGUAUGCAUAAAAUGCUUCUUACAAAUUUAUUUACCAUCCUUUGAAUCAUAACUGCUUACUCAGUCUCUCUUCUCUCAAGAAUUAAACAUUUUUUUAAAAUC
Messenger RNA from Pomacea canaliculata, 1939 nucleotides. RefSeq names its product tryptophan--tRNA ligase, cytoplasmic-like. NCBI's taxonomy places the organism in Eukaryota, Metazoa, Mollusca, Gastropoda, Architaenioglossa, Ampullariidae. Gene Ontology annotation, molecular function: tryptophan-tRNA ligase activity; ATP binding. The record is from RefSeq and is a predicted model, not a curated record. Gene Ontology annotation, cellular component: cytoplasm. The coding region runs from base 306 to 1556 and encodes 416 amino acids. The transcript is spliced from 8 exons. Gene Ontology annotation, biological process: tryptophanyl-tRNA aminoacylation.